AAUUAAAAUGGCGGAAAGUUUAUUUUGAAGUUGGAGACAGUGCCAGCUAUCGCCCAUCAGGCAAUGCCGAGACUUGUUUUAUUAAUUUGGCAGGCAAAUUUUGGAAGAAGAUGGAUCCUGAAGAUGAAAGAGAACUAGAGAAAUUAAAAAGAGAGAAAAGGAAAGCAGAGAAGAAAGACAAUUUGAGAGAAGUUUCACAGAUACAUAAUUGUAUUGGGGAACUACUGUCAAAAUAUGAAAGGUUUGAGGAAGCUAUCAAGGAGCAUGAAGCUGAGAGGGCAAUCAGUGAAGCUCUGCAAGAUAUCAUUGGCGAGGCCGUUGCAUGUCGCAAGAUUGGAGAGUGUUAUUGUGCUCUUGAAAAGUAUCCAAAGGCACUCAAACUUCAAGAGCGUCAUCUCUCCCUGGCCAAGUCAUGUGACAGUGCGAUAGAGGAGCAACGAGCAUGGGCCACCAUUGGCCGGACUUACCUCUUUCAGUCCGAGACAUCUAAGGGGGGCCGUGCAGUUGAUGCAUCCAAAAAUGCUGAAAGUGCAUUUCAGAAGUCACUGGAAGUUUGUGAGAGGUUGAAGAAUUCUGUAAAGAAUGAAGAAUUGAUGGAAAUGAAGGCCAGACUCUACCUCAACCUUGGCCUGGUUUAUGAUGGUCGGGAUGAUGUUAGACAGAGUGCUGAGUAUAUGAAGAAAGCCAUCACAAUUGCUCAGAAGUACCGUCUCCAGAGAGAUGUGUAUCGCUGUCAGUUCUCCCUGGCUGGGAUGUACCAGCGGAGUGAGAACUGGAGCCAGGCACUGAGGUCCCUGGAGGAGGCACAGCAAUGUGCCAUCAAGUUAAAAGACAAACUGCUAGAAAGUGAAGUACUCGUCAAUAAGGCACAGGUAUUGAUAAGAAUUGGAGAUUUUUCCAUGGCCAAGCACUGCCUGAAGAAAGCUUACAAGCUGGGAUCUGCAACAGCAACAGAAGAGAGAAGGAUUCUACAACUGUUUAAAUCUGCCAGCAAGAUGGAGGAGUGUACUGAUGAACUGAAGAAAGAGGAUGCCAGUCUACAGCAACAUUUCAAGCUGUAUGAGAUGUUGGGUGAUGCUGCUGCUGAUGCUGCCAACUUCAAACAGGCCAUUGAUUUCUACCUGCAAAUGUGGGCUUGUGGAGAACAGUUACAGAUUAGUAAGAAGGAGAAGAUUCCAAUCUAUGUGUCACUGGCACAAACCUUUGCUGAUAACAAACAGUUUGCUAAAGCCGUAGAGUAUUACAAGAAGGAGCUGGCUUGUCGAACUGAUGACCCAGAGCAGGUUUGUCGUACUUGGCUGAAUAUUGCAGAGGCGGAAGAGCUCGGAGGGUCCAGCUAUGAAAAAAUCAGCCAGUGUUACCUCUCGGCUUUUGAGUUUGCAAGGAAAGCUAAAAAUAGGAAAUUACAGAUUCAGGUGUUGAAGUCCCUGGUUGAAGUACAGAAGGUCUUCAGGCAGAAGACUCAUCAACAGCAGACUGAAGACAAGCUCCGCAAGCUGAGGGACAAAUAUGGCAUCUCGUCUGGGGAUGAGCUGUCUGACUCGGAGCUGGACACCCAGCAGUCAGAGGAGGAUGGAAACCUCAGCAUCGCGGAGUUGACAGAGUCAGAUUGUUCUGAUGAGGAGUUGUCUGCCCCAAGCACAACAGGUUCUGUCAGGAGGAGGGUACAGACAAAACCAAAAGUGAAUGAGAAGGGAGAGACACAACUGCAUCGAGCAUGUAUAGAGGGGAAUGUGAAGAAAGUUAAAACACUGCUGGAGAAGGGCCAUCCAGUGAACCCCCGUGAUUAUUGUGGGUGGAUUCCCCUGCAUGAGGCUGCCAAUCAUGAUCAUUAUGAAGUGGUCAAGUGCCUCCUGGAGCAUGGCGCUACGGUCAACGACAGAGGAGGCAAGCACUGCGGUGGCAUCACACCGCUCAUCGAUGCUGCCAACUGCGGCAACACGGAGAUCAUGAACAUCCUGCUUCAACAUGGGGCCAAUAUCCACAACAAGGAUGAUGAUGGCCAAACAGCACUAGACUGCCUGCGAGCUUGGUAUCAGCGUUGUGAGGACACAUUGAGCCGAGAGGUGAUGCUGUCAUACGCCCAUGUUGAGGCCAUGCUGUCGGGUGGGAUGAAAGGUGGACAGAUACCAAGGUCUAACAUUAGACCUUUAGACAGGUCUCGACCUCCAGCUGUCCUUGACCUGUAUGAUGAUGACAGCAGCAGCAGAGAAAGUCAGACAUUACAAGAGGUCAAGGUCACAGUCAAGAGGAAAAGGACCUCCACUGGUGGCAGUAAGUCAUCCCGUGCUGUAAUAACUUCAGACAGUGAAGGCGGCAGCAGUGAUGAGGAAGUUGUUCUCCUGUCUCAGACAGCCAGCCAGGAAUUUUACCCUAAUCCUCUUCUGGAGGACUUGGGUCCACACGGAAGUGCUACAAACAACUACCGCCAUGCCAUGUCUGGUAUCGGUAGUGCAUCUCAAAGAGCUGCUGUUGUGGGACCAGCGUAUCAUAACUCGGUCACUCCCAAGAGUCCCACGUGCUCAAGUGCUUUGCUAGAUGCAGAUGACUUUGUUGGAGAUGACUGGCUUAUUGAUGACAUUCAGCCUCAGAAAAGGAAGAAGUUGGAUACUGGAGGAGUGUUUUCAACCUCAGGGUCACGGAAGUCUGGCUCAGCCGAUUCCAAACGACAGAAAUGUGAUACGUCCAAAAGGAAAAGUUUUGUGAUUGAUGAUGAUGAUAGUGGAGCCAGUGAUAACAAGAUGGAGGCAGCUCCAUCAAACCCUGAUGUGUUGAGUGUGGAUGAUUUUACAGAUGAUUUUGUUGUGUCAGGUGUUAAUAGUGACAAUAUUGUACAGAGUCGCAGCUCAGCCAAUCAAUCAAAACUCUCAACUAAAUCUAAGCCAAGGCAGAUGAAGUUGACAAACUUUACCUCUCAGGGAAAACAGAAGUGCACAAAACAGUGCUUCUGUAUACCAGAUAGAAAACAAGACUUUGGACCUUCUCAAAAUGGGUUCUCAACAAUGACUAAUACAGGUACUGGUCCUCCUUCAUCUAGUCAUCAGAGUGUGGCCUUGACCUCCACAGGGGUCAUGAGACUCAAGGUCACUAUUGAUGGUCAGAUGUUGUUGGUUCCAGUCCCAGAUACCAAUCAGAGCAUCUCAUGGCUGGCCCAGGAUGUUGCUCGACGGUAUGAGAAAAUUCACCAGAAGAAACCUUUGGUUACAUUGAGGACUCGUGAUGGUGCCAUCCUGUCGCCGGAUGAUGUUGUGUGUAUGGUUGUCAGUAACAACGAAGUGGUGGAUGCAAUGGUGGACAGCUGGGACAUGCAGCCUCUACACCAGAGAUACAGACAGGCCUGCAGACUGACCAGGGCAGUGGAGUAUCGGAACAUCGUCAGCCUACUGCAGUCAUGUGACAGCACAGGCUGUCUAUCUCUGCGGAGUCUGGCAUUGAGGUCCACCCAGAUACACCCUGUGUGUCGAGCCCUGGAGGGACAGAACAACAUGAAGCACCUCGACUUUCAGAGCAAUCGUCUUGGUGACAAUGGAAUGUCCACGCUGUCAAAGUCAGUAUGUUCCCUGCCUGGUCUAACAUAUCUGAAUCUGUGUGGGAAUGACAUCACCACAGUUGGAUUGAAGACCUUCACCGACACACUGCAGGCAGGCCACCAGUCAGGCAGUAGGCCUCUACAGUCACUUGUAACAUUGGCAUUCUCGCACAAUCCCAUUGGAGAUAACUCUACCAACUGUAUGGCAACCCUACUGAGUUGUCUCCCUUGUCUCACUGACCUCACAUUGUCUGCUUGUCAGCUGACAGCGAAGUUCUUCUCUCAGCACAGACUGGCGCUUGCAGAUGCCAUGCAAGCAUCCAGUCUGCAGAAGCUGGACAUAUCCGAAAAUCGACUUGGUUCUCUGGGCCUGGAGCAGCUGCUGAAGUGCCUCAAUCACCAGCGGAUGACAACCCUUGACCUGUCUGAGACACACGCUGGCACCAGCGUCAGUCAUCUCACUCUUCAUCUGCAGCAGUAUCUAACUCAGGCUGGAUGUAUUCUAGAGGAUCUUCAUUUCUCAGCCUGCCACCUCACAGCUGAUGAUGGUUACUUUGUUACCAGAGUGCCAUCACUCUACAAGGGUCUGAAGAGGCUGGACAUAUCCUGUAACACAAAGGUGGACAACAGUGUCAUACAGGAACUCCUUCAAGAGUCUGUGAAAAAUAACUGCUCCCUUGAGGAGAUACUUGCUAAAGGUUGUGCAAUAAGGUCUCCCUUAGAUUCCAAUUUUCUGGAUGCAGUCAAUGACAAGCUGAGCCACCCGCUGCAUCCACUGCGUGGACUGGUUUUCACAUGCUCCCAUCUUGAUAAGGUGGAUGAAGAAUGUCUCCAUCAGAUCUGGCUGGAUCGAUGGAAGGAACUAGCUAAUAUCGACAUCGCAGGGGAAUAUGUCAGACUUGGUGUCCUAGAUAGUUCCUAAUGGAACUCACAAUUAAAAGUUUGAUUAUGUAUGAAAGUGAUGAAAUGCUCCUUGACUGUCCUCGCUGUAGUAAUGGAUGAGAUAAGGUCUGUGACCUUUGGACAUAUGAGUAUAUGCUCAUGCCUUUCAAAAGUGAUCUUGAUGUCUGUAUUCACAUGUUGGAGUUACAGUUAUCCAAGCUAAAAUGUAAUGCUUGUACUGUAUGGGACUUUGAGCCCAUAUAUUUGGAGUGUAUGACAGCUAUUGAAAGUAGUACACAAACCUCAGGUAAUUGUAUGUAUUUUGUGAUUGAUUCUGUGACAGCAAGAAAUGGCCAUCAUUUCAAUCAGCUCAAAGAUUUGGUGUUUACUGUAAAGGCAAAAAACAGUAUGUAAAUAAAAACAUAUACAUAUUA
Molecule: messenger RNA, 4845 nt
Organism: Haliotis rubra (blacklip abalone)
Lineage: Eukaryota; Metazoa; Mollusca; Gastropoda; Lepetellida; Haliotidae
Product: tonsoku-like protein
Molecular function (GO): protein binding
Source: RefSeq, a predicted model, not a curated record